This is a messenger RNA of Sardina pilchardus (European sardine), 4006 nucleotides long. It is a transcript of the gene mis18bp1, whose product is annotated as MIS18 binding protein 1. Lineage: Eukaryota; Metazoa; Chordata; Actinopteri; Clupeiformes; Clupeidae. The transcript is spliced from 16 exons. The record is from RefSeq and is a predicted model, not a curated record. The coding region runs from base 486 to 3830 and encodes 1114 amino acids. Gene Ontology annotation, cellular component: chromosome, centromeric region.
UCAAAUGUCCACCAUGGUCCGAUAGCAUAGGGCUCUUAGUUAUAUGACUAACUAAGCACAAAUUCGUUUUAUGUGACAUUUACACAGUUCUUUAGAUUCAGAUACAUUUGAUUUCAUUCAAAUCUUUCGAGACUAUUUCGAAGCAUCGAGCUACCGUUUAGUGUUUUGCCUAGAAUAUUCCACUUGUGAUAGGGGAACGUUAAGCUAGCUAGCCUCGAAGAUAGCUUUUUUAUCCAGCUAGUUACGUGUGACCUUUAACAUCGGAUAGGUGAAUUUUGGUUAAAUUGGUUUAAAAUAGACUAGCAUCAAAACUAGUUGGUUUGCUCUUGAAUUCGAUGUCGGUAACAAUUACAUAUUGUAUGUAGCUAACUUAAUGUUAGCAUUUUCCCAGGCUACUUUAUGUUCGCUAACUGGCUAUCGUUAACUAGGAGAGGACAUUUUACCCAUCUUCUUAGACCCCAGUAAGUAUAAGUUAGCAGGCAGCUAUGUUUCUGUCUCCGUCUAAAUGCAACAUUUACCGGGCCCAUGAUCCGGCUUAUUAUGAAAGUGUUCCCCGACACACAGCGCAAGUGAAUAUACACAGUUCUGGCAAAGACUCGGUCAAACAGAAAAGCGUUUCUCAUAAUGGCAACAUUCAGUCUUCGUUGAGGCUGGGGUUGUUACAUGGAAAAGGAGUGUUCAACUCCACAGCCUGCGAGGAUUCAAGUCCAGACCUCACCUGUGCGCUCAGCUGUAUCGCUGACAACGGGAGAGCAUCAUGUAUGGAAACCUCUAUCAACCCAGCAGUAACUGCUCUCAGGGCAACUGGGUUCGGUAAAUGCGAAUCCCCGGUAAAGAUCUUUGCAAGAAUGAAAGCCAAAGUGUCAAACCAUAACACUCCUUUUAAGAGCACCGUUGUACAUGAAGACCGAAUGCCAAGACACAGGAUCUUACGGGAUGACAUGGACUUCAAUAUGAUGGAAAUUGAGCAAAAUCCAUCCUCCGUGGAUGAUACGGAUGCAUUCACCCUUUCCCCACCAAAUUCUCCCGGGGAAUCUCCAACAUCAGAGGGGAACGAUUGCGAGUCGGAUGCGGGGUUCCAUGGGGGUCAUGGAAAUGUCAAGGUUAUGGGCCGAUCCACUCCAGCUGAAAGGUCGGAUUCGGUAGAACCAGUUGUAGCCGAUGCGAGUGCUGAUGAAAGUCCAACAGCUUGCGGGAGCAGUAAAUCGGAGUGCACUCCAAACGGAUGUUUUGUUUUGUUGGAAAAGCUGGCAGUCAUGCAGUCUCCAGCUAAAAUAUUUGCCUUGAUGAAAAAAGAAGAGAGGCGUCCUCUGAAACCAAAUGUUUUGUACCAAACAUCGGAAAAGCAAGAAAAUGUCAAGGCAAUUGAGCCCUUCAUGGAACUGCCUAUGGAUGAAACACAUAUCCAUAACAGUGUAGAUGUAGCCUGCAGUGACCGGUCCGUGUUUGCCGGCCAAAGAGAGAACGUCAGAAAGACUCCUUUGCCGAGGUUAGCCAAAGGAAAGCGUGGUGUUCUCUCCUCACAAGCUUGUGCUCCAGCUCAGCUGGAUGAUUCUGUACUGCUGGGUUCCCCACGUCUCGCUAUUCCUCAAAAGCAGAGGGUGAACUCUGACCUUGAGAGUAACUCUGAGAACCAAGACCCAAGGAUGAUUGAGGGGAUUCAGCUAAAGAAUUGGAUCCUGAAGCUGAGUGAUUCUAAACUUUUUGUUGACGGACAGAGAGUUGACAACAAAACACCCUGGCACAGCAACAGUAUAGUUGAACGCAUUGCAAGCAAUGUCCUGAAAACAGUCUCUGGAAGCACUUAUAUACUGGUUGGAAAUAUGUCAACCAAAUUGCAAUCUGGAUUACCCCAAUGGUUUCUGAAAAAGUUUCUCUUUGGCUUCCCUCAAAUGUGGAAACAGUACCUCAACACAUAUCUAAAAGAGUCAAAGGGCUUAAAUCACAACGAGAGUCAAGAGAGUUUUAAGCCUUCGAAGCGAAAGAAGCUGCCUCUGAAAGUGACCAAGCCAGAGAAGCCGGUAACCCCCAAGUUUACAUAUGAGACCCCACCAGAGAGAUCACGAGGGGACAGCCAGAAGCUGUCUCGCAGCGGCCGUGUCAUCAAACCCCCUCUGGAGUACUGGAGGGGGGGGCGUGUUGUCGUGGACAAGGACUUGAACGUCACGGUUCUUGAGGACUACUCUAUAGUGCAGGCGCCAAUGAACAGUGAAGCACAAGAAAAACCUCGGCAAAAGCGGGGCAAAAAACAAUCCAUAGUCACCCUAAAAGAAACAUGUCCAAGCAUGUCUAGCCAAGAUGAGAAGGAGACAAAGCUGAUUAGGAAAGCCAAGCCUUAUCGGCGACCAAGGUGGCAGACUGACGAGACUCCAUCCCAAAAGCAGAAGAAUUCCACCUUCGUAAUGCCCCAGACACAGGGCCAACACCCCAACGAGAGGAUACAGCAGGGAGCACUCAGGAGAUCUAGUAGGAGAUCUGCCAGUGCCUCACCACCAACGGAUGGCACCGAUACAGACACACCAGCUUUUCAAAACGAUGGCGAAGGUCAAACGCAACGACGUCGUCGCCAUGGAAGACCACCAAACCGCCAAGUGGCAGUCUGGUCUGAUCAGACGGAUACAGACACUCAAGCUGUUCACAUGGAAGGUGAAUUUCAAACGAAACGUCGCCGCCCAGGAAGAACACCAAGGCACCAGUCUGCAAUCUGUUCUGACUCGACAGAUACAGAUGCGCAAGCUGUUCACAAGGAUGGUGAAGGUCAAGCGAAACCUCGCCGCCAGGUAAGACCACCAAAACAACUCUUGCUGAACACAGAGGAGCCUGUGCGCCGAAGUUCCCGCUCCAGGUCCAAGACAAGGAGCAGCUCUGUGACCUCGCCGUCCCCUUCGGACACGGAACAGCAAGUGAUGGGACCGCCGAAGUCCCGAGCCAGGAGAGGACGUCGCAAAAACAAACUACCGGCAGCGGAUGACAGUGCCGCAGAUAUCUCCAACGAAGACUUUAUGCCUGACAGGGGCAGUGUCAAGCAGAAGAGGAAACCUAAAGGCAAGAAGGGGACUAAAACCGAUAAUACUGAGGAAGUUGACGACAGCCAGUGGACGGAUCAAGAGAAGCAAAAGCUUCACAAGGCCAUCAGCUCCUUGCCCAAGUACUCUCCCACCUUCUGGGUAAAUGUUGCCUUGGAGGUGGGCACUCGUUCUCCAGAGGAGUGCCAAGAGCAGUACUCUGCCCAGCAACAGAACUCCCACACCAAGUCCAGACAGAAGAAGCAGCCUAAGCCCAUUGAGGAACCAGUCAAGGAGAUGCCUCAGAUCACAGCCAAAGCUGGUACACUGAGAAGGAAACAGCAGAUUCGCAAUGUCUUGGACCACAUACCCAAAGACGACCACGAUGAUAUCUUCACCAGCUCACCUAUGCAGAAGAGACUUAAGAAGUUGCCCACGUUUUCGGACUGCGGAGAUGGGGAUCCCUUGGGUCAGCUGGCGAACCCUCAGACUCCCAGCUCUAGCUCAAACAUGUUUGUGGGGGUGAAGACUCCAAAGUGUCUGCACAUCAGCCCUGGCAUGUUCCCGUCGAUCGACAGGAAUGACAACGACAAGUACGUCUUCCACUUCCAAAAUAAAAUGAAAAAGGGCAAAGGGAGAGGCACCCAGGCUAAUACAAAGUCAGACAAGAACUGCGCCCCUUCUCCUUCAGUGAAACAGACAGAGAAGACACGUGUUGCGGAAGAUGAUUCCUUUGUUGUUUGGGAAAUGUUCUCUCAAAAGGAGGCUCCAUCUUUACCAAAUGAAGAAAGUGAGGAGGAGGACUAUUAUUUUUCUGAUGCCUGAAAUGCCUGAGAUUUUUUUUUAUUUUUAUUUUUUUAAGAAAUAUAGAUGUAUAUAUAGUUAUGAACCUUUUUUGGGCAGAUCAAAUGUUUUUUUUUUCUUUUUACGGUUUUUAAUGGACUUCUCUGCAAUAAACUAUCAGUGUUUAACCAGCGUGUGGAUAUGUCUUUAAAAGAUUG